Molecule: messenger RNA, 1024 nt
Organism: Meloidogyne enterolobii
Lineage: Eukaryota; Metazoa; Nematoda; Chromadorea; Rhabditida; Meloidogynidae
Source: the annotation of a GenBank genome assembly
GCUUAUGCAAACAAUUUGUGAUUUUAAAUCUAUGGAGAAGGAAGUGAGACGUUUAGAUUUUGAUUUUCAACGGAUGCCUUUAGGAAAAAUUACCAAAGAACAAAUAAAGUCUGGAUAUGAAGCUUUGACACAAAUUGAACAGUUUAUAGCUAAAAAUGAAUUGGAAUCUGUUGCUUUUAAACAAUCAAUGAACGAAUAUUACACACGAAUUCCUCAUUGUUUUGGUAUGCGAACUCCACCAAUGAUUAGAACAAUUGAAGCUUUAAAACAAGAAAUUGAAUUAUUAGAUCUAUUGACGGGAAUUGAAAUUGCUGUUACAAAAAUGAAUAAUUCUGAUGAUCCAAUAGAAAAGCAUUACAGCAGAUUAAAAUGGGAUAUAAUACCUGUAGAAAAGGAAGAUGAAAAAUAUAAGUUAAUUGAAGAAUAUUUAAUUAAUACUCAAGGACCAACACAUUGUAGUUUUAAAUUGGGGUUAAAACAAGUCUAUGAAUUAAACAGAAAAGAUAAAGAGAAAGAAGAAAAAUUUUUGAAAAAUUUGGGAAAAAGAAUGUUGUUGUGGCAUGGUUCUAAAUUAACUAAUUGGUAUUCUAUAUUAGCACAAGGACUUAGAAUUGCCCCGCCAGAAGCUCCUGUCACUGGUUAUAUGUUUGGUAAAGGAGUUUAUUUUGCAGAUAUAUCAAGCAAAUCGGCCAAUUAUUCAAACUCCGGAUCAAACAAUUCUGCUUUUAUGAUGUUAUCUGAAGUUGCAUUGGGGGAAAUGUUGGAAUUAAAAGAUGGCGAUUCGGAUUUACACAAUAAAUUACCAAAAGGGAAACACAGCACUAAAGGAAUUGGAAAAAUUGUGCCUAAACCAGAAGAAACAAAAAUUUUGGAUGAUGGUAUUGAAGUACCAUGUGGUAAACCUGUUGAUGCAGAAUGUCAGGACACAACACUUAUUUACAAUGAAUUUAUUGUAUACAAUUUGGAGCAGAUUCGUGAACGUUUUUUGGUUGAAUUUAAUUAUCAGUAUAAUUUUGAAUUGUAA